This is a messenger RNA of Zalophus californianus (California sea lion), 11972 nucleotides long. It is a transcript of the gene SYT16, whose product is annotated as synaptotagmin 16. Bases 1 to 1938 code for a protein of 645 amino acids. The transcript is spliced from 8 exons. The record is from RefSeq and is a predicted model, not a curated record. Lineage: Eukaryota; Metazoa; Chordata; Mammalia; Carnivora; Otariidae.
AUGGUUUUGGCCAUGGCGUCUCAGGAUGCUCAGAACUUCUUCCAGCCUCUCUCUUCCUGGAUAUCUCGGGUUUAUGAAGCUCUCCAGCAAGCAGGAGAUACGCUAUCUGCUUCGCUGGUUAACUUAAGCAAACAAGACUCUAAAUUGAGUGAAAAGCUAGACCAGGACUUAGAUGAUACUCAGAUUCAGGAAACUUACUUUGAAGAUGAAGAACAAGGCAAUGAUUGGCGUCAAGAGGAUGCAAAUCCCUUGUUUCUUGAAGUGGAUCAUUUCUCCUAUUGUAAUAGGGAUUUGCAGGACUCUGCCCAAAGUUCGAGCCCCAGACUUAGCCAACAUGCAAAGGACUCAUGUUCCAUAAUGUCCCAGUGGCCCAAUCAGACCCUUGAUGACCAAAAGCCACCACAUGUGCUUUCUUCUAUUGCUGAGGAAGAAUACCACCUUGAAAAACAAAGGAGUGACCUUCAACACAGCUUUGACAGCCAGCUCUCUGGUAUUUUAGAAAAUGUUAAUGGAAAAAAGCAAGUUAACAGCUUUGGAGAUGAUGAAGAGCCAUGCACAUCUUCUGACAGUGACGAAGAGGUGAUCAAACAAUUUGAGAUUUCUGUGUCCCGGUCCCAGAGUUUCCAUUCAGAAGCAUCUGAAAAAGGAAAGCAGGUGGGAUUGGAACAAAAAUCAAAAUUCAGCCACCUGCUCCCUACCCAUGAGGAGGAUAACACAGAAGUGUCUGCCUGCGAAGAUUUGGAUGGAGCCAGCCAGCUGAGUUAUUCUGAGAAUCUGUCCUACGGUGAAGAUGACCCUGUUUCUGCCCAUUCACAGUCCCCAUGUGAGGUGGGGAACACCAGGCACCAUGGCACAGCUCCCCAAGAGACCAGCGUGCCUCGCAGCCUCAGUCACCAGUCCACAGAAGGCAGCUUGGAAUUGGAGACAGGCUUUAAUAACCAGGGAUUUGAAGAGUCCUAUGCUGCUGAUAGCUCUUCCAUGUGGAGUCCAGAGGUACAGGAUGGGGCCAAUUUCCAGGUGCCAGCCGGGGUCUUGGAGCCCAUCUCAAAAUGUGGUGACCUGGAUGUCAUCUUUGAAUAUAGAGCCUCCAGCCAGAAGCUCACAGUGACCAUUGUGAGAGCACAGGGCCUCCCAGAUAAGGACCGAAGUGGUGUCAACUCCUGGCAAGUUCACGUAGUGCUGCUGCCCAGUAAGAAACAGAGGGGCAAGACAAGCAUACAGAGAGGCCCCAACCCUGUCUUCACGGAGAAGGUCACCUUCACCAAGCUGGAGCCCAGACAUGUGGCUGCCUGUGCUGCCCGCUUCCGUCUGUAUGCUGCCCGCAAGAUGACCCGUGAGAGAAUGAUGGGAGAGAAGCUAUUCCAUCUCAGCCUCCUGCACCCAGAAGGGGAAAUGAAAGUGACUCUGGUUCUGGAGCCAAGAAGUAAUAUCAGUAGUGGAGAGUCUCCGCUCAGCCCAUCUGCAGUUUCUCACAGUGAUAGUGCUUCAUCCACGCAGUCGCUGUCUCAUGGAGGAGCGCCAGAGCUGUUGGUGGGGCUGUCCUACAAUGCCACAACGGGGCGAUUAUCCGUGGAAAUGAUCAAAGGCAGCCAUUUCCGAAACCUCGCUGUUAAUAGAGCGCCUGAUACAUACGGAAAGCUCUUUCUUCUCAAUUCUGUGGGUCAUGAGAUGUCCCGCUGUAAGACGUCCAUUCGACGUGGUCAGCCCAAUCCAGUCUACAAGGAGACCUUUGCUUUCCAGGUGGCCCUCUUUCAGCUCUCUGAUGUCACACUGAUGAUUUCCGUUUAUAACAGGCGUACUAUGAAGCGUAAAGAGAUGAUUGGUUGGAUUGCUCUGGGCCAAAACAGUAGCGGAGAAGAGGAACAAGACCAUUGGGAGGAAAUGAAGGAAACCAAAGGCCAGCAAAUCUGCAGAUGGCACACCUUGCUCGAAUCCUAGUUUUGCCAGCAGGCAUUCGCAUGUGACAUCUGCCCUGGCCACCAGUGUUUUGGCCACUGAUACCAACUCAGCACAUGCUGAUCAUUGAGUCUGGGUUCAACCUGAGGAAUGAAGUGUCUCUUGCUGUCUCUGUUUGCUUGAAGAGUAACCUGAGAUCUCAAGGGAGCUGUUAAAUUUCACUAUUUGUAACCAGGUCAUGGGAGUUUCAUCUGUAACACUGCUCAGUUAUUGGGAAGAAGUAAUAAAACCAUGCUCCUUUGGGUUUUUACCCUACCUUUCUUUGGAAGACCUCAAAGUGCUUUUCCAACAUUAUAUCCAUUAACUGCUGAGUGGUCUUUGCAGUGUGGCUGUGUCAUCGAGUAGAACUGAGUGCAAUUGAUUAAGUAGUGGCACAGAGAAUUGGCUUUUCACAUCCCUCACUCUCUUUACGCGCUUGUGUUUAAAGGGAAGUAAAGCAGCCUUGUUAUGCUUUCCUUUAUGCAGUAACAUAAAAGCAGCAUUCACUUUAAAAUUUACAUUUGAAAAAAACCUGCAUAUAUUGUACUGACCGUCCUGGAUUUUCCCCCCUUAUAUAUUCCUGCUCUAUGUUUUGCUCUAUCCCUUGUCUUAUAAUGCCAAAUCAUCACCUAUGCUUCGUUUUCUGCUGCCUUGACCUACCCAUUUUUAGGGUUUUCUGCUGGUACGGUGAAGCUAUCCUUGUGGGUUUGAUCUCUUUUCCAAUAGUCUGCCUAUGAGGCUGUUACAGGAAUGUGCAGCGUUUUAAGGAACAAGAUGCCUGAAAAGCAUUUUUAAAUUUUUGCAAUUUUACUAUGUUGAUGCUAUUCACCAUGUAGGAUGCAUGUACAUCUUGAAUAUACAGCAAUCUAAAGCUGACUGUAUAAAUAUAAAAUGCUAAUGACAAGAUACAUUAAAAUAUGAGGGUGGAUUUUUUUUUACAUUGAUUUGAAAUUCUGGUUUAGUAAGAUCUUUUGAUUUUGUACAUUUCAACUCCCUUAUUUGCCUGGCAAAGUCUAGACACAAUGCACUAGCAUGUUUUUCUUUUCACUAGAGCUCUUACAUCUACAUUUGCUUUUUAACAGUUAUGAAAGAUAAUUAGUUGGUUCCGUGGUGGAAAAAGCUCCUUUUGCCUAUUUCAUCUAGCUAAUAAUUAACAUCUCACAGAGACAUUUGAAACUGAAGAAGCACCAGUAUUUGUUGCAUGAGUAGUUCCUUCCGUGAUUUUUCCUGAAAACAGUGCUUUUGAAAUAAUACUACAGAGGGUAAAUGAUGCACUGGGUUUAUGGAAAUCUGCUUUAUAGUGUGUCUUCUUUCAGGGCAUUAAUUUACACUGAAUUGAGAAGUGCUGGUUUCACCAAUCACGGGGGUGGCUCUUGUGCUCCCUGCUCCCCUCUGACUAUUGUUGAAUUUGUAAAUGGGCCAUUCACCAGGCAGUCAGGCAUCUGCUCUUGCUUCUCUCUCCUUCACUGGCUCCCUGUGUGAUGCACAGCUGUUUGGGACCCUGUUUUUGCUGAUGUAGCGUAGCUGGGAGGGAGGUCUUGCCUUCCUUAACAGUAGAAGAACUUGUACCGCUGUCAGAUGGAUUACGCUUGGCAUCCACCUGUACAAAGUUCGAGAAAGAAUCCUGUGACUGCAAGGGGCGUCAAGAGAGUAUGCUACUGCACUGUCGUUCACUUUCGGCACUGGGCCCUCUGCUUCUUCUUCAGUGACGGUAUGGACUGAGCUUGAACACUGAUGUUCUCUGUAGCGUGAGGAGCUGCAGUGAGAACCUAGCCUCUGUCUUUGCAGCAUAGGAACUUCCGCGAGAUUUUACAAAUUGUUGUCACCUCUCUGUCAGUCUCAGUGCUUUACAUCGUGGUUGUACCAGAUGUUCUUAUCUGAGAACCAAAAUGCUUUUCCUUUCAAGUAAUGCAUUGUUUAGGUUGAAACUACCACCAGGUUAGGCGAAAGUGCUCCUCCAGUAGCCACUGAGUUUAUGAAACUGAUGGUUCAGCAUUGAACUGUGGGGCUCCCAAAAGCCCGGCUAUCCUGUUGCAGCAAAGAACUCAGUAUGUUAGGAUCAGAAAAGUGAUAGAAGAAGAUUAUUUGUAGAUGACAUAAAACCAAAUGGAGAUGCAUGCUUUAACAAUAAACAGGGCCAGAAAACUCGUGCAGUGUCCCCUCUUUAAGGGAACCGGGACCAGAGCACAUUCUAUUCUAUUUGAUCUACAACAAACAAAAAUGAUAGAUAAUCCUGAAAUGCAAAAGUAUUUUGUUUUUAAAAAAAUCAUUCAUUUGUUCCAAAAAGGAAAGCUAGGCAAAACUAUCAAAAACAAAUCAUAUAGCUUAUAUACAGAAGAAUUAAAGAAUAAAUAAAUAUUGCUAGAUAACUUCAGCCUCUGCUAGCAUAUAUUCAAGAAGAGUAAAAUAAUAAACCAAAAGACAUUUCAGGUUAACUAACUAUUAUUUUUUCACAACUUGUGGAAUUCCAGCAAAUCCUUAAUGAUGAGGGAAGUGAGACCCAUCUAGUUGGAUGAAGUUGGCAAAGGCUACAGUCCUCCCCUGGCUUUGUAUGGAACUCCGUUAGCCGUGUGGCCUUAAGAAGAUUCCUUACCCAGUCCGUGUCCCUGAUUCUUCAACAAAAUGGAAGUUAUACCUACUUCAUCAGGUUUUUUAAAAGACGAUAACAGCAUUGAGCCUGGCAUAUAAUAAGCAUUCAAUUUCCCCCCACCCCCAACCAUACUUAAUCAAGAAUACAGCCUUUAAGAUUUGUUUCUCUGUCUAGUAGAAGUAAUAGUAACAUUAGAGAAAGGCUAUAAACAAUUCUCAGAUACUUUAAAAAGGGUAGACUCCUAAAGCUGGUCUAAAUUUGUAAAGAAAAAGAAGUCUUACAGGGUAAAGUAAAAAGAGAUAAGCCUGGCAUAUUGAGUCUUAAUAAGUCCCAAAUGAGGUACAAUAACCAAAUCUUUGUCUUUCAUCCCCUUAGUUUGGAGGGGAUACAAAACCUUGGUGCUUGUGUGCACAUCUUGCUAAAUCAGACACAAGACUCCAUUCAACCUCAGCUUUUCUCUACAGUUCAGACCUGGACAAAGCACCAUAUACCCAUCCAAAGAGUUGGUAAGGUGACAGCUUGAGUACCUAUUUCAACUUUGGUAUGAAAAAGGAAAAAAAUGGUGUGGCAAUUUGCUGAUACUCAUUUAAAAAUGGACAAUUUUUUAGCCUAUGCUAUACAUCCAUAUUAUAUCUUCAUAGGCAAAUUUUUAAAACUGACCUAAGGCAGCUAUCAAAACUCAUCUAACUGUUUAACUGUAAAGUUCUUUUCAGGACCAAUUAUUUAUCACUGCUUCCCUUAGGAGAUCCCAAUGAAAGGAAUUCUUUUAGAGUUCAUACUCUCUUUUUUGAAAAGGGUUUUAAAGAGUGACUUGAUGUAAUAGAAUGCAUGUUGAGUUGCUCUCAACUGUUCAGACCAUGAGUAAAAAGGAGAGUUUCCUGAAAAUUUAGAAGAACUUUUGUGGACAUUUGAUCUGCAGAAGUGUCAGGAAUAAACCACCUCAAGUUCAGGGUAACCAAGUGCCAAGAACCAGUCAUGCGCUACUUGCUGUUUUAAACCAAACAUGAUUCUGGGACGGGGAAGUAUGAGCCUACAUUCCCAAUAUUGCUAGAUCGCCACAGUGCUCACUCAGGUUCUAGGAUUUCUGAUUAAGGAGAAAUGGGGAAACUUGAGAAGAAUCACUUAGCUUAGGGGGUUUUUUGGGGAAUAAUUCAGCAUGUAGGGAAGUUACAGGGGACAGAUGGGAGUUCAAAGGCUGUAGAGUGAUUUCUAGGAAUAGUUAUCCAGAAUGUGAAGAGCUCUUAGGGGACAAUGUGUUCCUUCUCUUCUUGGUCACAUGGACAGAGAGCUUCCAUCUAAAUCAAGUCACAAGAGUUUAACUUAGACAUGAGAAGGAUAUGAUGGUUGUUUUGCAUUAAUUCAAGAUGUGUUCAUUGGAUUUUUUUGGGUGUGGCACCAGGCUAUUUGGGAUAGUAUAGGACUUAAAAUCUUUUUUUUUUUUUCCAACUUUUUGGAGUGGUGUGAUUACACAUUGAAGCAAUUGAAGCACUUAGUCAUCAUGAUAAAAACAAUGUUUAUCAACAGUUGUUCAGUUGAUCCAAUCAUGUGCCAUAAAAAACAGAGUUCCUUGUUAUGGGUUAUUGUUGGAAGGAGGUGAGAUGCAUUGACUGAACGUAUUGGAGAAGAGUGUCUAAGAAGCCAGGAUCUGGAGUAGGCCUUAGUCACAUUGGAGGGGGAAUCAUCCAGGGAGAGCACAGAAUCAUCUUUGGAAGGCUUUUAAGAUAGAAACCUCUGUGUGGAGUGUGGGUUCUGUCUAAAGGAGAACAGGAGGGCAGCCAGGAAGAUAGCCUGUUUAAAGUUCCUUCUAAGUCUAAUAUUUUGUAUGUAACCUCCAAAUAGAAUCAACAAUAACACUCUAGCCCUGUUGUCUUCCCCUUUGGACAUUGUUUCCACACUGAUUUUUCUCUGCAUCAUAGAAGGUCUUCUCUGGGGAGUUGCUGUUUGGGCUUUGUUUAGGUGACUUUGGAGAUGCCUGUGGGCUCUGGGUGAGUUUCCUCUCCUACUGUGUUUUUGUUUCCCCUGGGUCUCAAAGCAGUAUCCUAGACACAGACAAUAAUCCACUGUAUUUAUAGCCACUGUUGAACCUGUAAAACAGCUUGAGGCUUUCUAGAACAAAGUCAGAGGCAGUCAUGGAGGCCUGUGGACAUUCCUAGAAUAAACCACCCCUGAAUGUUGCUACUUCUCUCCCUUGCUUACUGAUGCUGCCUUAAGCUGUCUCCAUGGGAGUUUUUACUUCACGCCUUUGAGCAACAAUGCUACCUACCAACUCUACCAGACUUUGAGGAUGGUGAGAAGGCUGCCUGCCCAUUGGUACUGCCAUAUUUAUGCAUUAUUUUUGUGUACUUCAUUUUCCCCUCAAAGUAUCUACUUACUGUUUUUUUUUUUUAAUACAAAAUUUAUUCAUUCAAAAGAUACUGAGUAUAUUUAUCCCAGGCUCUGGACUAGGGGCUGGAGAAUGGUUUGAGUUCAAUUGCUUUUAUUUCUAAAUACUCCAUUUUUUAAAAGCUAGGUAAAUAAUAAGAUCUUUUAUGGCCUUCAAUUUCUGUCAAAUGUAUUUCUGUAGUGACUUCUUUAUUCCCUGUUGAAAAGGAGAAGAUUUAAGGAAAGUGGAGGUCAUUACUCUGCCUCUGGUUAAGAAAUAAACAUCCUGUUUAUCAGGCUAUGCUUCCCUUCAAAAUAAAUGGAUGUGUUUUACAUCUGAGGGAAGAACGGCAGCAUUCCAUUCCAGUAAUGAAAUGAGUUAUAGCUUGAAAUGGAAGUUGGAUAUUUAGUAUUUUUCACUUUUAUAAUUGAACAUUGAAUACCUUUUAUAAAGCAGUAAGCAGGUCAGAGCCUGGAAUGGUGGGUCUGUGCAAACAAAUGUGACACAGUUCUUAGAAGCUCCAUGUUUUAAUAGCUGGAAAGGCUUUGCUACCUUUUACUUUUUGAAAGAGUGAACUGGAAACAGUAGCUGCCAGAUAAAGGGGUAAGGGUAUGAAACAAAGAUCCCUCCUUACCGAUCUGGUUCUUUUGAUUAACAUUUGUCCUCAUAUUAUACACUAAACACAUCUGGGACAUCCCUAUAAAAUGGUUAAAGGUCAACAUUGGAAGUGUCCCUUCCUUGGCAGAUGAACCAGUCUCAAACAGUCUCUUACUUUCAAUUUUAUAACAGGAGACAAAGUAGGAGUUUUUCCAGUAGAUUUAUUGCUUAUAAUUUUUACCAUCAUAGAAACUUGCCUUAAAUAUCACCUAUAUAUGUCUCAAUCCAUGAUUCCAGGUCAGAAUCUUUGAUGACCUAAAAAUUCUUACUGAAGAAAGUCUUUUAAUGUUGCCCCGUUGAUGGUCCAUAAUAAAAAAGUUUACAUCUCUUAUUUGAUGAAGACCUUGAUUUUGGGGAAAAGAUAUUAAAAGGCUGCCACUAAAAACUCUGAUUGGUGAGGAGUACGUACACUAAAAGACUGUAUUUCCGUGGAAGCUAUUCUGUAUACUAUGUUCACAUUCUGGGGCCACACCUCUCUCUUAAGAGUUUGUCAAGUUCUUUAUAGUUGGCACCUUAAGCAAAGCUUACUAAUUUUGCCAUUUCCCCAUGGGCCAUGAUAAUCUUUAUUAAUUCACAACUACACCAAAUUAUAUUGUGGUCUUUUAUUAUGCCACCAUACUAAUGCAGGUGUAACUUAAAGUUUAUUAUUAUGAAAUACAAAAUGUUUUCCAGAAUUUAAAAUUUUAAUUUUAUUACAGAUUCUAUUAAGUUUGUGAAUAAGAAGUUAGUAUUUGUAUACUUGAGUGUGACCAAGACAUAUCUAUAAUAAUAUUUUGAAAUAAGAUCUGACCUCUAUUUCCAUGGAAAAAGGCAUAAUGGUCUUUGUGAUCUACUUGCUUUUUUAAAAAAUUAAUAAACUUUUUUUUGAGCAAUUUUAGGUUUAUAGCAAAUUUGAGUGGAAACUACAGAGUUCCUGUGCACACCCUGCCCCAUCCUUGCCCAGUCUCCCCCGCUAUGGGCAUACCCCACAAGAGUGGGUACGUUUGUUACUGUGAUGAGCCUACACUGUCACAUCAUUACCACCCAAAUUCCAUAUUUUACAUUAGGGUUCACUCCUGGUGUUCCACUACCUUAAAAUUUUUCUGUGCUCUGCCUAUUCAUCCCACCUCCCUAACCCUUGGCAACCAGUGAUCAUUUUACUGUCUCCAUAGCUUUGCUUUUUCCAGAAUGUCAUAUUGUUGGAAUCAUACAAUAUGUAGUCUUUUUAGAUUGGCUGCUUUCAUGUAGUAAUAUGCAUUUAAGUUUUCUUCCUGUCUUUUCACAGCUUCAUAGUUCAUUUCUUUUUAGCGCUGAAUAAUAAUAUCCCAUUGUCUGGAGGUACUGGUCUGUUCAUUAUUUACUUUUAUUUUUAGUUCUGAUUGCUAUUGUACAUUUUGUUAAAUGUGCAUGUUCUCAAGAAAACUGGAUGGAUUAAUCCAUAUGAUGCAUCAACUGACAUGUAGCAAUUUCUAAUCUGGCAUGAAUUUCACCUAUGUGGUAUUGGGCUUGUUUCACCUUUGAGGAGAAGAUUCAUGGAAAACAUUAUGUAAUUUCACAGUUGGAAUCUAAGCAGAGAAAUUUCUGAAGGCAAUGAGGAUACGAUCCCCAAAUUUAGCGACUCUGUGGUGUUCUCUGUUGUUGAGCACUGAUUUAAAUAUACAUUGAUAAAAAGUGCUAAUUACAUUAUUACUGAUUCAUGACAGAAAACCACCUUCUGUUACUAGUGUAUAUAACUUUACAUUUGCCACUGCUGCCAAGAGAAAGGAAGCUUCGUGAUUGUACCCUGUCAUAGUCAAUUGUGUAAAUUAGCUGCAAGUGGUACGUAAGCAUCUGGAUCACACAGGAGCUCUGCAUUAUGGAUAGAAGGAUGACCCAUGAAAAUGCAUAGGCUGAAUGGACAAGUGGUGAAUAUUGGAAUGAUAACACUGAUAAUCACACUGGGUGAAUGGGAAGACCUGACAAUCAAUAUCUAGGAAACAUUCUGACAUUUUCAUGUGCACUGACUGCCCUUUGCUUUGUAGCUGCAACAACCUGUGGAACCAGGCAUUGUUGCGGAGAUGAAAGUGUGGUUGCAGAAAGAAUAUUGGAUUAGAUUAAAAUUAAUGAGGCCUAUGUUCUAUACCAAGUCUUCCCUUAAUGAGCUCUAAAAUGAAUGUCAAGUCACAAGUUCUCUAAGCCUUCAAUUUUGCAUCUGUCAGCCAGGAAUAGUAAUACUCUUUUUACUUGUUUUCACCAUGUUGUGAUAAGAAUGAGAUUCAUUCAUUCCUUCAUUAAUAUCACAAACACUCAGAGUCCCCACUACAGACGAGGGCCACGGACAUGGUCAGGUAAUAGGUGGAAAUACACUUUGCAGAAUUGAGAGUUUUUGAAGGCUGUGAGAUAUUUUCUUAUUUUUUAUUUUAAGGUUAACUCAAUUCUUUUUUUAUGUUAAUAUAUCAAAGUAAUUGACACUUCUAGAUCUCUGCCAAUCAUCGAGCUAUAUUCAUAGAGUGUCAGUUAUUUGACUAAAAGUUACAGUCGGAAUGGUCUUUAGCCAUUCUGCCUGUGAGAAGCUAGAAAUAAAGUAUUAGGCUUGAAUUCUUUUGUUCAGACACGCUGACCACAGAACAAAUUGCAAAUCCAUCUUUUCAGCAGGCUUGCCAAUCUUUGAGUUGAACACAGACCUUUCUUCUUUAGAACAAUUUAACUUUGAGUACAGGGAAAGUAUUAAGUUGGAUAGCAUUUUUUUUUCACAAAACGGAAUUUUGAAUACAGUAUUUGGAAAGAUGCUUCCCCCACCAAAAAAGGUCCUUCAAUCUACGUUAUUAUAUUUCUCUUGGAGAAUGAGACUUCUCCAGCUUUCCCCUCCCAAGUGACUUACUUUCCUCACCCACAUAAUCAUUUUCCUCCUAAAUACCAUUUAUCAUCUCCCAGGGAAAAAAAAGGAUUAAAAAAAAACAUUUUCAAGGUACAUCCAAGAUUUCAUAGCAAUAUUUGGUGUUCACAGUGCAAGAUAAAUCUGACUCUCAAUGUUUUUUUUUUUGGUCUUCAUAUGGCAUCUGAAACAGUUGUUCACAUUCACACAUUUAUGUUUCACCAUAUGCAUACUGUGUGCAACUCUGUUGUUUUAAAAUAUUUUAUUGGUUUUCCUUUAAAUCUCAACUUUUGAUGGGUGUCCUUGAAGAACUUGCAUGCAAAAAAAAGUAAAUGUGAAUGAUUCAUUCAUUUUGAACAUAUGUAACUAUUUUGGGAAGAUUUUACCCUACAUAGAGCACACUGUUCUCAGCAGGGAGUGUACUUUGUAUUUCUGUUCAACUCACAGCUGGAUGCCGGAGAUGUAUUAAUAUUGUUAGCCUGUACCUUUUCUAUCUCGUGUUUACUUCAAUGAGUUAUAUGGAAUUGAGGGUCCUGAAUUUUUGGUGGUUGUGAAUGGCGGUCAAGACUUUUAUGGAUUUCACUUGUGGGGACAAUUUAGCAUAACGUGGCUUAAAAUCUGGUCUUCCUUUAGAUUUCGAAGUCACAAGAAGGCUUCCAUGGGCAAACUCAUUGUUCCAGGGCAGACUUGUUAGUGUAAGGUAGGAGCUGCCCCAAACCUGUCCCAUCACUUCAUGGGCAUUUCUAGAUCUGGCUGCUGUCAGGUUUUCUCCUCCAGAGUUUUCCAGCAGAGAAGCAAUUCCUGGGUGGUCCCGAAGUUCAAGAGAGAAACAAAAAGUAUUUUCUCCUCCAAAGGGUUCAACUCUCACGUGAGAAACUCCUGAAAUCUUCAGAACAUUCCAUGUAGGUGUCCCUGUGUUCCUCACAGUGUGACUUACUGACUUACGGUGUCUUCUAUUUACGCAGCAUGAAUGUAUCUCCAGCCGUUACCAAAACAAACAGCCAUAGAAUGUAAUCAUCCACCCAUUUCUAAAAUUACUUCUAUUGAUGAAUAACUAGUGUAUAGGAAGAGGUUUGGAAAUUUUUUAAAUUGUUAACCUUAAAAACUAGAAUACCUUUCUACCUUUUAUAAUGUUCAAGAUUUCAUAACAGUGGUUUUAAUGUAUGACCGCUGUACUGUUAUAUCUUGUGUUCGAACUGGGCAAACCAGGGAAAUUUUUAAUGUCCAUACUCUCGGGAUAGAAACACCCUUGAAAAUAUGUUGAAAAUACAAAAUUGUUUACCUGUGCUAGAGAAUAGGUUUGUGAUUAGAAGAAUUACUGUUUCUCUUGUACAAAUAAUGCUUCAAGCAGAUGUUCUGUCUUAACAGUGAUGUUGGAAGCAUAUUUUAUGCAGCCUAAAAACUAUUUCUGUAUUAGAUAUUUAAAUGCAUGAGGAUACAUUCAAAUUGCUUUUUGUUUAAAGCAGAAACAUAGAAGUAUUAGCCCCAGUUUGUACAAAAUGUCUGCUGCAACUGAACUCACGAUAGUUCAAAACUGAAAAUCAUUCUAAUUUUGUAAAACUGCUGCUACUGGUUUUAUCAAUAAAGUUUAAGCA